CAUAGACCACUGAAAAUACAACCGUGCUUGGAAGGAACUUUGUGGAUUGUUCCACAUUAAUUAAUGGAUGUGAAUGCAAUGUGAAUGAAUAGCUGGCAACACUGGAUAAACUGUAUGCUUGUAAGGUUGUUUUAUCUUUAUACUGUAUGUGGGCAGCUGUGGCUCAAGAUAUAGAGAGGGUCGUACACAAACAAGAAAUGUGCUGGUUCGAUAUCCCCUUACAUCAGUCAGCGUGCCAAAGCGUCCUUAAAACAAGUGCGGUGAAAUAAAUGUGUCUGGGAAUAGGAAUAUAUAUAUAUAUCAUUACAUUACAUUAACACACAUAAAUAUAUAACGAUGAAGGAGCACCCAGUUGAUAUUACAAUGUCGAAAUCCAGUAAUAGUGUCCAUUAUAAAUAGUGAAGUGGCAAUAAAUCACUGACGCCAGUAGGAGGCGGCAGAGGUCAAUUAUCUAAAUCUAUCUAUGUUCCUCCAUCUAUCGAUCUCUUGUCUGUGUCAUUAAUUCCAUUUUUUUGUGGGCUGGACAAGUAGUAGGAGGCUAAUUCAGGAGAAAAGAAAUAAAUGAAUAUAAAUAUAUGGUAAUUUUCGGUUAUUUGUGUUGCUCCCUCGCGUGAUGUCUGAAGCCGGGUGGUUUUCUGUCAAUCAGCAUUGGGUCCGUGUUACCACAAAGGGCACGGACGCUGGCACGUGCGUAUAUCUUACAAAUCCGCACGCAGGGCAGACACGGAGGAUGUGUAUGCUUCCAUAGUUGUUGUUUUUGGAUUUUUUUUUUUUCUGUAUGGAGCGACGACCUCGUCACCACCUUACACACUUGGUGCGUGCGUGUGCGUGCGCGAGGGAGGGAGAGAGAGGGAGAGACGGGAGAUUUACUGGCGAUUAAGCCGCGCGCGUCCCAGCGGCUCGCUGCUCGCUCCCCGGCUCUGGGACUCCGCGGGACUCCGCGGGACGCGCCUCCUCGUCUUGUUGCGGGGAUCUCGACGCGUGAGUCGCCCGAACGCCGGCUGAUGCGGAUUACCUGAGUUCCUCGCAGUCCGGACGAGGGCUCCCGCGUCUUUUGCGGCUCUUUCGGAAGUUGUCCCGCACCCGGGACGGUCGGCACGACCCGCCCGGCGCCCAGGAGGGGAUUGCAGAGGAGGCGCCCGCUACUCAGAGAUGAAGACGAGUCGCCUCGGCCCUCUUCAGCAGAGCGAUGGACAGACAGACAGCAGAGCGGGACUAUAACUGGCACCUUCAUGGAGCCCUGAUACACAGGGCAGAGAGUAGGUAAAUGGAGGUGCAGGACAGGAGCCGCUCCCCAUCCCGUAGGACCAGCCGGGUGGAGCAGGUGGUGGGACGAUGGCUGAGGCGGUCCCGGGACUUAGGCAGCAGGUCUCACUCUCUGACCAGAGACCGGGUUGCAGUGGACGGGAAGACAGCCGAGUCAAGUGGCUCUGAUCAGAGGAAUUUCCCCUUCCGCUUUAACAUUCAGAUUCAACGGGACCCGACCCUUAACUCCCACGGCCUCACCCUCUCCUCCCAAAGCCCUAUCCUGGUACAUGAGGUCGCCCCAGGUGGUCCUGCAGAUGGCCGGCUCGUCCCCGGCGACCAGCUUGUGAAGAUCAAUAACGUCGCAGUCGAUGACCUGACCCCGGAGCAAGCUGCCGAAAUAAUCAGGGAGUGUCAAGAUACCUUGACAAUGACGGUCCUCAGAACAAUGCUGGGCCCAAAGUCGUCGUUCAUCACACCAGAGAAGAGGGCCAAACUCAGGUCCAACCCUGUGAAAGUUCACUUUGCCCAGGAGGUGGAAGUCAAUGGCCACUGUCAGGGUAACUCGCUGCUUUUCCUGCCUAAUGUGCUGAAGGUUUAUCUGGAGAACGGGCAGACCAAGGCCUUCAAAUUUGAACCCAGCACCACGGUCAAGGACAUUGUGAUGACACUGAAGGAAAAACUCUCCCUGAGCCGUAUUGAACACUUCUCCCUGGUGCUGGAGCAGCAGCACAGUAUCAGCAAACUACUGCUGCUACAUGAUGAGGAGAGGAUACAGCAGGUGGUCCAGAAGAAAGAGGCCCAUGACUACAGGUGUCUGUUCCGUGUUUGUUUCUUGCACAGAAACCUCCAGACGCUGCUGCAGGAGGAUCCCACAGCCUUCGAAUACCUUUACCUGCAGGGGGUGAAUGAUGUGCUACAGGAACGCUUUGCAGUCGAGAUGAGGUGUAACACCGCCUUGCGACUCGCUGCCCUGCACAUCCAGGAGAGGUUGGCGAGCUGUGGACACUCACCAAAGACCAACCUGAAGAUCAUUAUGAAGACGUGGGGCAUAGAGAACUUUGUGUCAUCUACAUUGUUGAGGAACAUGCGAGAGAAAGAUCUGAGGAAGGCCAUCAGCUACCACAUGAAGAAGAGCCAGACCCAGAACGACCCCAAGCAGAAGAGCCUGUCGGUCAACCAGGCACGGAUAAACUAUCUGGAGGAGCUGGCCGAUCUCAAGUCAUUUGGAGGCAAAUCCUUCAGUGCCACCAUGAUGCUCCAGGACAGGGAGUCGAUGGUGACCCUGCUGGUGGGGGCACGGUACGGGGUGAGCCAGGUGGUGAACCACAAGCUUAGUAUCCUGUCCGCCCUCACAGAGUUCACCUGCAUCACACGCAUCGAGCUGCUGCCCGAAUCAGAUAAGGUCAGCCUGGUCAAAAUAUACCUGCAGGACAUCAAGCCCAUCACAUUACUGUUGGAGUCUAUGGCGGCCAAAGAUAUGUCCUGCCUAAUAGCAGGCUACUGUCGAGUGUUUGUUGACCCCAGCCUCAACAUCUUUCCCUGGAUAGAUGACCCCAAGAAACACAGAGUGUCCGCUGAGGAAGGUUACGUGUCCCGGUGCUGCAGUGACUCAGAUGACUCAUCCGACCUAGACAUGGAACCACUAGUCACCCUGGUGUCGCUCAAAGAGAAGCCCUGCCCUCGCGCCAGAUCCUCAUCUGAUCCGGAUGGAAGAAAAAGAAAAGACAGAAGGAGAGUCAAAGAUGGGAAAGAGAAAUCUUGGGAAGAUAAAAAACAAAAUGAAGAGAAGGAUGCUGACACCGAAAAGGAAAAGUCUUUGCUUGACAAGAAAACAGAGGGUAAGAAUGAAGAAGCUGAGUACAAGACGGAGACAGGAGUGCAGGAUGGUGGACGAAUACAGAUUGAGGUGACAAACGAUGUCUCACAAGAACAAUUGGAAAAAGUGGGAGGAGAAGUGAAGGUUGGGGUGGGAGAAGAGGUGCAAGCAGCAGAGGAGCAGCCUUCCUUAUCAGAUCCAUCAGAUUCUUGUCAAACAGACUCUCGUGUCCUCACCAGCCCCUCCAGCGACUCCCUCGACGCUUUGGAGGAAGACGAUUUACUAAUGUGUUCUUCUUCCUCUAGCCAUCUCAUUGCUCCCUCGCAAACUCACCCCGACGUCCUCUCACCCCUUCAGGUUUACCCUUAUUCUCAUAGUUACGCCCAGCCUCACCUCCUCGCCCCUCCACCAGCUCACUUCCACCCUCUCAUGCACUUCACAAGUCACGACAGAGAAGGAGGGCACUACAGGAGGUCAGGCGACGGAGCCGAUCCUCACCUCGAUGCACCGGCCUCCACCUCUCAGAGCCUUCACUGCGUCCAAAAAUGUUCAAGUGACCCCUGCUCUGAUGAGAGCUCCCUGUGCUUUGCGGAGCUCUCUCGCCUCGUGGACUUCUUGCCGAGCCCUCCGGAGGCCAGCGAUGAUGAGGAGGAGGAAGAAGAGGAGUUGAGGAGGAGGAGGAGGAAAAUGUUGAAAGAAAUGGACCAGUUGGUGAGAAGAGCAGGUGAAGGAGGAAGCUUAAGUGGGGAGGGCUGUUUUCAAGAAUAUCCAUCGUCCCCCUCCUCCCACAUGGAAUUUGUGUUUAACUUUGACCAGAGUGACGCCCGCUGCUAUUACAAACUCUGCUCCAACAUCACCCCCGACAGUGCCCGUAGCCUCCCCCGCCCCCUGCACCAUAACGAAGGAGAGGACUGGGAGGAAGUGGAGGGGGAUGAGGAUAAGGCUGAGGAGCUGGAGCCAAUCCCCAUCCUCCAGCCACCACCUGGCUUUGGAGACAGCAGCUCUGACGAGGAGUUUUUUGACGCCAGAGAUCGCUUCGCCUCGCCUGAAGACCCAACCGCAGGGGCCUUGCCAAGAGAUAUUUGCACAGAGAUGAAGCUGGACUUCCUCAGCACAGUCAGUCUCAGUGACAUCAGAGUCUCUGUGACAGAUGGAGACAAUGCAACAGAAGAUAAAGACGGAGGAGAGGAGGAAGGAGGAGGAAGAGAAACGUUGUUCCAGCUCAGAAAAAGAUCUCGCAAGCGCCGUUCCUUCAUGGAAACCGAUUAUACCUCUAUGGUGUCAUAUCCAGAACCAAAUCUAGAAUCAAAGCAUGACCGAGUUUCCAAUAGGCUUCAUAAAAACCUUUUGGCAGAAGCUAUUGAUGCUCAGAUGCUGAGUUCAGAUCCUGAACCUUCAGAGCAAACCCAGAAUCCCAGCCCUACUGUCUCCUCCCUGACUCACUCUGAAGGGGAACCGACUCAGCUCGAGUCAAAACCCAUCCUGUCAAAAGCAUGUUCUCAUGGACCAAGGUCUCCUGGUUUUGUGUCCCAUGAGCAGACUCGAGAGCCACAGCCCCCCUCCAGGACCAGGAAGAAAGAAAUGGAAAUGGAACCUGACACAAUGGAAUCCAAAUCGGUCACUGCUCUGGUGAAGGCUACAUCUCCUACCAUUACUGUCGUCCGCUGCCGGGUGGAUCCAGAUGGGAAGGAGAGUGGCGAUCGGAGGGGUGAUGGAAAGGAGGAAGGGGAGGGACAGGCGGAGAUGAGUGAGGGGAAAGAGGAGGAAGAGAAGGAAGAGACAACAGGUGUGUCUGGGAAGGGGCCAUUCACUAGUCAAAUGUUUUUGCCAGAGAUUGCUGAGGAGGUACGGAAGGGGGAAGACAUUGGAGAAGAGAGGAUAGACAGAGUGAGAGGGUACAGUUCAAAGACACCACUCGUAUGUCCUGAUAGACAGUUAGAUGCCAACACACUGCCAACAUGUUUGAUGGAUAUGAAUAAAAAAGGUAGUAAUGUUUUUUUGGCAUCUCAUCUAAUUGCAAAAGAACUAAAUUCAAAUGUAGAGGAACACAAGCUUGAAGGUGUUUGCGACAAGUCAAACCCUGCGUCAUACUCACCACCCCCCCCUCCACCUUCCUCUCCUCUUCCUCCAGUACCAGUUUUCCCCAAGUCCCCAAGUCACUAUUUGGAGAGAGAAGAAGAGGAAAACAAAAACAUGGAAACCUCAACCCAAAUAUCUUCUAUGGAGUUGCCGCUUGGCAAAGAAAAUCACACUAAGAAAGCACAAUUACAUUUACAAUUCCCUCUCAUUGUUAAUGAAGAUGAAGCUAUACGUAUUGUUAAUUCUACCAUGACCACAAGCGAUGAAAUUAGCGACAGCACCAAUUCUGACAAUGUUUUCGAUGAUGAUGAGGUGAGCAGUUCCUUAAACUCUAGUUCAAGUGACAAGAAAGAUGACUGGAGUUUGGCUACAAAGCAAAUCAUCAGAUCUAAUUCAGUCACCGUCAGUAAAGGUGAGUCACAAGUGAGUAAUAAGUCUCUAACCAGCACUGAAGCUCGUACACAAAUUCAUUCGGUGAAUUCUGAUUAUACUCGUGCUAUAAACUCUAUCACAGCAAAGCUUGGAGCUGCAACUAGCAUCACAUCUCCGACGUUUAAUUCAGUUACUAAAUCAAAAAGUGCAGUGACACAAGAAAAUACUUCAUGCGCAAUUCAAAAUGUUGAUAAACCCAGAAGUGAUUCCACCAUACCAUACCCUGUUGACGCUAAAAAUAGUUUAGCUAGUCCUAGUUUAGUGACGGCUAACACAGCCAUAAUCCAUGAUCUCACCAAAGAGCCUCCUUCUCCAACUCACUUCCUCUUCCAGACCUGUUCCUCCAGCAUCAUGGGCCGAUUAUCGGCCUCAACACUUAGGGGAAAGAUUCAGAAUCUGCCCCUGUAUCUAUCGCGCUCCCAGGAAAACCUCCACCAGGCUGGUGUGGAGAAUGUAGCCCAGAGUCCCUCUGAGGAUGGCAGAAGCCAGAAUGUUGAGAUUACCAUAAAAGUCACAGAUGUUGAAGAUGUCACACAAACUAUAGAUAGUGAAAUGGACACAACUGCAGAGACAGUAGAUUCAGACGAUUCAGAUACAACAGUUACAGGAUCAGAGGUGGACGGUGAGUAUUUUGUGGCAACAACCCUAAUAGCGUCUCAUUCAGGUUUAGAGUUGAAGGAAGUUGACUCUUCAUUGCCUAUCCAGACUGAGCCCAAACCCCAACACCAACAUCAGCCUUUGUACCCAAUCCAGAACACACCGGGACCAAUAACAGAACCUCCAGCCUCUAUAGUGAACAGCCUCCAGAGAGAUACUUCAGACAUGAAGACAGACAUUCCUGGUCCUAUAAAACUUGCUCCAGAACCAAAUACAGUCACAACCCCAGGUGAAGACAAUUCAGGUUAUAAAAUUACCAAUCAGUCACCUUCCAUUCCCUCUCCAAUAGUAGUGACUACACAGAAUCUAAAUAGGGCAGGGCUUCCUUUUCAUAAUCAGUCACAGAAAGUAAGACGGACCAGUAGCGACAGGCCUUUGAUGGGUCUGUGUAGGCCUUCAGAGCAAAAUUCUAACUCACCACAAACACUUUCCUCAGGCUGCAGAGUGUUUACAAUCUGUGAAGAUCCAUCUCAAACAAAGACUCCAGCCGAGCUUCAGAGUACCCUGCCCCUAAAGUCUGAGUUUGGCUGCAGCUCGGUACUAUCAUCUGGUUGUGAGUCAGUUUUGGAGGGGGUGCAGGUACCACUAGACGCUUGUGGUUGCCCAGCAGUCUAUACCAACUGCUUUAGUGGUGGGGACAGCUUUGACGACGAGCUGACAGUCUACGAGUUCUCUCGCCGCACACAGAGCAGUGGUGUGACUGAGGCUUCAGGAGCAGGUUUUCCUCUCAUGACCUCUCCCCCUGUCCCCCUACUCUCCACCUCCUCGACCCACUCGCCCUCCUUUCCACGCUCCAUCCUCUUCUCCUCCUCUACCUCUGAGCUCAGCCCUCUCCUCUCACCGCUGUCUGACACCUCUAACUGUUUCCUGUCUCGAACGCACAAGGACACAAUCAGUCGGUUAGGUCAGCAGCGCUAUCCAGAACCCCCAAUGGGUUUCCAAGAACUUCGUGUGGAUGUCGACCAGCUCCUCUCCAUUCUGGAGGGUAGUGGUAGCGACCGAUCUGUGGUCGGUCACGGAGGUCGCCACCCAAGGGACACCUGUCCUGCUCACUUUACAGAGAACAAGCGGGUACUCCAGAUUGAGGCCCGGCGUCUGAUGUCAAGCUGCCAGAAGGUAGUGGGGAUUGGACAGAGCCCAGAGGAAAUGCUUCACUCCCUGGCAGACAGCUUCCGGACACUGGUAGAGUUGGCUGGCCUAUGCCUGUGGUUCUCCGGUUGUGACAGGUGUGACCGGAGGAAUGCAGAGGCAGUUGCAGGUCUGGCAGAUGUGGCCCGCUCUUUCAGGGACUUCUGUCUGGCAGCAGAGCGAGCCAGCAGCAAGCGAAGCUGCCAGGACCUGAGCACCAAGCUGCUCGCCAAACAGUGCACUGCGCUCACCGCCUCCGUCUUCUGCCUCACUCAGUUGUUCCGCACCCUCACUGCACUUUGAGCGGACUACAGCCUCUGAAGAAUUUGAAAUUACCUUCCAGCUACCUGUUGUGUGUGACCUCAGAUAUAUGGGGUCACCAGAGACCAUGCAGCUCAGUCACCUGGGACAGCGAGUUUCGAAUGGGCAGUAAAGAGGGAGGUGAGGUUACCAGGGAUCUCCACGACUGUUCAAACCACCACAGAAUCUCUCACCAUCAUAGGGCCAGUGUGUUAGGUUUACAUGGCAAAGUUUGGUUGAGAUGCAUGUGGUGACUGACUAUAUGCUGUAUGCACGUACUGUAGCCCACAAACCACAGUCAGGCAACAACUCACUGUGGAGUGGUGCAAGCUGCUAAAGCAGAACCUGCUUGCAUUCCAGUAUUGAAGAAGUGAUGUACAUGAAUGUAUUUAAUGUUGUCUAUUAUCCUUAUUAAUUUAUUAUUUUAUCCAAUCGAUGAGUGUCUGAGCAAGCAAGCAAUGUAAAGAUAAGGAAGGAAGACAUUUAGAAAUGUUUACAGGCAUACCCUAGGAACAGUGGCGUGUGAGAGUAGAGGGUCUUUUACAAGCACAUAAACCCUCAUACACAGAAAGUGAAUCAAUCUUUGAUUCAUCCAUUCAUACCCAGGCCCACUGACUGAUGAUGUGAACUUUAUGUCCUCUGAUCUUCUGAUAAGAGACACUGCAGUUUACUGAUGCAUAUAUACGUAAUGUUCUCCAGGCAGACAGUGAGGACUUCUCUGAAUGUUACUGUUUACAAACCAAAAGCUAGAGCAAGGAAAUGAUUUGAUGGAUUCAUGCAAAUCAAGCCUGAAGUUUGCCAUUUUAUAAAUAUAGUAGCAGAAUGCUGAUGUAUGCCCAUUAUAUGACUUUAUAAAACAAUCAUUUGAAUGAGGUAUGGUCCUUCACACAUUGAGUGUGUUGUCAUUUUGCACAGACGUUUGGUUUGAUUUGAUCUCAAUAUAAUGCAUUUAACUAGCUUUUCUCUCAUUGGUUUGUUGGCACUUGCUUUCUCAACCUCCAGUUGAAACACUGAACGCUCCAGUGCAUGUUGAUGUGGCUGUCAACCUCUGGUCUUUUCCAUACAUUGUUUAUGUUUUUUUAUUUAGUACUAACAUUUGUCCAUUGAUAACAAGCACCUUCAUUCUAAAUGAGACCUGGUGAAGAUGCUGCCCUACAGAUAUUAAUGGUAAACUGUAUAGUUUUAUGGGAAUUUUAAGUAUUUAUUUCACACUUGACGCUGUCUGAGCUUUUGGGACAGUCAGGAGGGACGCUGACAUACCUUGACUUAGACUACACUGUCGCUUACACUUAGUGCAUUAUUACCACAGAUUUUCCUAUUUUGACCACAAAUGGUAUGAAUCCUGUGACUUAAUAUGGGCACAGAUAGCCCUAGUAGUACAGGAAGACAGUAUGCAGUACUGUCGGCUCUCUUAAUAAUUUUUCCUUAGCCUUUGAUCAACAUGCUAAGAAGGAGUGUCAGCAAAUAUCAUUUACGCUGAUCCAAUCAUUGGUUGACAGCCUCUCAUCAGAACUCAGCUCAUCGAAAAUUAGGCACACUGAUCACAAAACUAUUUGCAAAUCACUAAUUUCCCUAAAGCUUAUUGUUGUGGAUAAGCUGAUGUAUUGGAGCAUUUUCACUUACAAUCUUAAAAUGGAAAGGAUUAGUGCACAUCGGACCUGCAUGUUCACUGGAGAGAUGCAAGUUAUCGGAAAUGUUUCACCUCUACAGUACUUGGAACACAAUAUAUUUUGAAGGAGUGUUUCUAUUUGUAUGCAUAAUCACAAUUGAAACACUUUUAUUUGCUAAUGUGUAGUGUUUUGUUCCCUUUUGUUUGUAACAGAAUAUAAUUUCCUGUACUUUACUCCCAAAGAAAAACUAAUUUUAACACUAUCUCCAUGUGGAAAUUUCCCCCAAACAAUCGACGGAAUGGAUUCUUUUCAUCAUCAUCAUCUGUGCUCACGAAGCAUGCUGUAAUAAGCCAUAAAAUGCAUUGUUGUUUCUUCAGGGAUUUUAUCUGUGAAUGACUGAAUGAUGAUGUCUGCUCCUGCUUUGUAAUGCUCAAUUGUCACCAUUAAAAACAAUGUCAA
Messenger RNA from Scophthalmus maximus (turbot), 9729 nucleotides. RefSeq names its product FERM and PDZ domain-containing protein 1 (gene frmpd1a). The record is from RefSeq and is a predicted model, not a curated record. Gene Ontology annotation, biological process: signal transduction. Lineage: Eukaryota; Metazoa; Chordata; Actinopteri; Pleuronectiformes; Scophthalmidae. Gene Ontology annotation, cellular component: cytoskeleton. The transcript is spliced from 16 exons. Gene Ontology annotation, molecular function: protein binding. The coding region runs from base 1268 to 7663 and encodes 2131 amino acids.